AUGGCAGAAACCACGCCCAUGCAGGUCGUGGCCUACACUUUCCUCUGCGUCCUCGUCGCCACCAUACUCCUCAAGCUCAAGCACAGGCGCAGCGCCGGCGGCCUGAACCUGCCGCCGGGGCCAUGGGCGCUCCCGGUAAUCGGGCACAUGCACCACCUGGUCGGCGCGCUGCCGCACCAGGCCAUGCAGAGGCUGGCGCAGCUGCACGGCCCCGUCAUGCUGCUCCGGCUCGGCCACGUCCCCACGCUGGUGAUCUCCUCCCCGGAGGCGGCCAGGGAGGUGAUGAAGGUCCACGACGCCGUCUUCGCGAACCGGCCCAUGUACGUGGCCGCAGACGUCUUCACCUACGGCGGCGCCGACAUCUCCUUUGCGCGCGGCCCGCACUGGAAGCCCCUGCGCAAGCUCUGCGCCACGGAAUUGCUCAGCCCGAGAAGCGUCCGGUCGUUCCGCUCCGUCCGGGAGGAGGAGGCCGCGAGGCUCGCGAGGUCCGUCGCCGCCGCCGGCGGCGCCGUCGUCAACAUCGGCGAGAUGGCGAAGGUGAUGAUGAACGACGUGAUCAUGCGGGUGUCCGUGGGCGACCGGUGCGCGCAGCGGGCGGCGUACCUGGAGGAGCUGGACAGGGUGCUGGACCUCAUGUCCGGCUUCAACCUCACCGACCUGUUCCCGACCUCGCGCCUCGCCAGGGCGCUCGGCGGCAGGGCCCUGAAGGCGACGUGGGAGGUGCACCAUAGGAUCCACGCCAUCAUGGAGGCCAUGAUCAGUGACCACAAGGUGGCGAUGGAGAGCGAGGGAGACAACGCUGAUGCCGGAGGUGAUCAGAGGGGCGACAUACUCACCAUUCUACUCCGGUUCCAGAGGAAUGGCGGCAUGGGCGGCGGCGUCACACUCACCAACGCUAACAUCAGCGGCGUCCUCUUCGAUCUAUUUGCUGCGGGCUCGGAGACGACGGCGACCACGACGACCUGGGCCAUGUCGGAGCUCAUGAGGAACCCACACAUAAUGGCCAAAGCGCAGUCCGAGGUCCGGGGAGUCCUCCAAGGCAAGACCGUGGUGACCGAGGCGGACAUCGACGGCCGGCUCCCCUACCUCCAGAUGGUCAUCAAGGAGACCUUCAGGCUGCACGCUCCGGUGCCACUUCUCAUGCCGAGGCUGUGCAACGAGCCAGCAAAGGUUAUGGGCUACGACGUGCCGGCGGGCACCACCGUGUUCGUGAACGUUUGGGCGAUAGGCAAGGGUGAGGAGAGCUGGACCGACGCGAGCGAGUUCAGGCCCGAGAGGUUCGAGACUGAUAUGGUGGACUACGCUGGCACGGACUUCAGGUUCAUCCCCGGCGGUGCCGGCCGAAAGAUGUGCCCCGGUAUGAUGUUUGGGGUGUCAAACAUCGAGAUUGCUCUCGCGAGCCUUCUCUAUCACUUCGACUGGAAGAUUCCUGGCGGCGGGAACCCGGAGAAGCUUGACAUGACCGAGGCCUAUGGAGUCACGGCUCGUCGGAAGACUGAGCUCUUGUUAGAAGCUAUUCCAUUUGUGCCUUGA
Lolium rigidum is the source of this 1533-nucleotide messenger RNA. Its product is annotated as zealexin A1 synthase-like. The coding region runs from base 1 to 1533 and encodes 510 amino acids. Gene Ontology annotation, molecular function: heme binding; iron ion binding; oxidoreductase activity, acting on paired donors, with incorporation or reduction of molecular oxygen. NCBI's taxonomy places the organism in Eukaryota, Viridiplantae, Streptophyta, Magnoliopsida, Poales, Poaceae. The record is from RefSeq and is a predicted model, not a curated record. The transcript is spliced from 2 exons.